AGCCGGUUUAAACCGGUUCGAUCUCUGCGCGUCCGCCCGCGGCCUCCGGUGGACGGCCAAGGCCGCCCAUCGCCGCGUCCAGUACCGUGGCCUGUUCUGUCCCGCGCGGCUCGCGACGCCUCGGACGCCCGUCAGUCGCAGCGCGUGCGAGGCGGCGGCCGCGUGACCCGAGUGACCCGCGCUGGGCGCGAUGUUCGCGGCCGCGAGAACCGCAGCGGUGCGUGGGCUGACCCGGCCGCGCCGGCAGCUGCAGCUGGUCCGGCGGCGGCAGCUGCAGACGGCGCCGGCUGCCCAGCUGGCGGACCCGCCGACGCUCGACUUCCACGACCCCAAGCAGGUGUUCGAUAGCAAGUCGAUGCCGGAGCUGGUGCGCGCCCUGGCCGUGCUCAAGCUCUGCUCGCUGGACUGGUUCGUCGACAACUCACUGGCGAUCCUGCGGCGGAGCGAGCGCCUGCUGGGGGAGCGACUGCUUCACAAGCUGAUCAGCCCGCUCUACAGCCAAUUCGUGCCCGGCACCAACGAGCGUGACCUGGCUGACGUGGCCGCCCAGCUGCGGCGGUCCGGCGUGCGGCUCGUGUUCGCCCACAUGCUCGAGGACGACAUCGGCGAGGGCCAGACGCUGGCCUCGUUCCUGGACGCCAACCUAGCCACCACGCUGCGCCAGUUCGGCAUGGUGCCACGCAUCAUGGCGGCGCACGAGCGACCGUGCACGCUGCUCAAGCUCACCGGCCUGGUGCCGUGCCAUACGCUGGCGGCCGUCAGCUCGCUGGCGGCCGGGCCUGCCGCGCUCGCCAGCCUCGUCGAGGGCGUGGCGGCGCAGAUGGCUGGCGGUCCGGUGCAGCGGCUGCCCGUGCUCUCCGCCGAGGACCAGAGCCAGUGGGACGCCGGUCUGCGCCGCCUCGUGGAAGUGGGCCAGUUCUGCCAGAGCCAGUCCAUCCGGAUGAUGGUGGACGGCGAGUACACCUACACGAACCCGGCCAUCGCGCUCCUCACACUCGCCAUGGCGGCCAACUUCAACCAGACGUCGCCGCUGGUUUGGGGCACUUACCAAUGCUAUUUGAAGGACGCGGAAGAAUCGCUCAAGAAUCAUCUCCAAGUUGUUGACGACAUAGGUGUCUGUUAUGGGGCCAAGUUGGUGAGAGGAGCUUAUUUGGAGAAGGAAGUGGCAAGAGCUGCAAGCCUCGGGUUGGCCAGGCCCAUCCAUGAGACCUAUCAAGAGACGUCAAACAUGUACAACAGCCUGGUGUCACGCAUGCUGCACCGCGUGGCCCGCACGGGUCAGAGGUCGGCAGUAAUCGUGGCCUCGCACAACGAGGAGAGCAUCCGGCGGGCGGUGCGCCUCAUGGAGGAGCUGGCGCUGCCCAGGGACGACGGGCGCGUGCUGUUCGGCCAGACGUACGGCGUGUACGAGCAGGUGUCUGUGCCUCUCGCUCGGGCCGGCUACGCAGUGUACAAGUCGACCCCGCUCGGUGACCUCAGGUCAAUAAUGCCCUACUUGGCACGGCGGGCCGCCGAAAACAGGACCGUGGCCAAGGGCACGCGGUCCGAGCGCAAGCUGCUGGGUCAGGAGAUCCGACGACGGCUCGGCGUGACCUGGUGACCCCGUGCACCGCCACGGGACGCCGCGUGAUCUGGCGACCCCGAACGCCGCCCCCUGUACUCUAUGAUACAUUGAUGCCGAAUGCUAUUCCAGGGCACUACGCAACCCGUUGACCCCGAACACUGCCAUGGAACACUGCGUGACCUGGUGAGCCCCCAAACACCGUCCCCGGGCACUGUUUGACACGCUGACCCCGAAUAAUGCCCAGGAGCACUGCAUGACCUGGUGAAAGCCUGAGUUGUCGAUUUUCGACAGAACCCUUGUUAGGGUUAACUGCGAGCGGCGAUGACUUAAGUGAUAUGGGCCCUUCCAUUCACCCGAUAUCCAAUAGGCAUCCAUUGUAAUAGCUCAGGUAUUGCUGGUACGCUGAAAGCUAAGUUAGCGGGCUAUCAUGCAAGCUACAUCCACGACAGCCCCCUCGUCUCUGGAAGACGUGGCAAUAUGUUGUCACUUGUUGACCUGUUCCUGAACAUGACGUGCUCAAGUGUACCGCUGGAGAAAUAUAUUAAUGGCGCUGUCAAA
Messenger RNA from Pollicipes pollicipes, 2122 nucleotides. RefSeq names its product hydroxyproline dehydrogenase. The record is from RefSeq and is a predicted model, not a curated record. Gene Ontology annotation, cellular component: mitochondrion. The coding region runs from base 191 to 1600 and encodes 469 amino acids. Lineage: Eukaryota; Metazoa; Arthropoda; Thecostraca; Pollicipedomorpha; Pollicipedidae. Gene Ontology annotation, molecular function: FAD binding; proline dehydrogenase activity. The transcript has 8 exons.